GCAUCGCUGAUUUUAGCGAUCCGUCACCGGUGACACUGACAUUUCCAGAAACUUCAUCAGCUGUUCAAAAAAUUAUCGUGUUUUUGAAAAAAAAGCAUCCAAUGGACUGGUUUGACAAGUUUAAACGUUUUCUGGGCGUCCCUCCGCGCCAAGAAAUCCCCCCAUACAACGAUCAAGACAGGCCUUCCGUUCCUUCUCCGUACAGUCGAGACGACGAGUUUCCCUCGCCGUUCCACGGUACCCCGAACCAAAGUUUCAGCAUCUUCACCAACCCCUUAGAAAUCCACAAAUACUUUGAACAGCAAAUGAGCGAAAUGUUGCGUAGUUUCGGUUUCCAGGAAUUUCCCCAAAUAGAAAUAUUUACUGAAGGUUUUGACGGGCCCGUGAUUGAGGAAAUUCCUGAUGACGACAAUGAAUCUGGGGAUUUGCGAGAACAGUUCUUGAAACCAGGUUAUGAAAAGGCUGUAACUGGGGAAUCAGAAGAAAAGCGCGAUGUGGACAUUGACGGCAAGUUGGAUAUGAGGGACUGGGGGUCCGUAUUUAGGGGCGAACGCGCAAUGACGCCAUACGAACGACCAGAGAGACCUAAGACGCAGUUCUUCGGACAGAGUGUUACCACAAAGACUGUCAGAAAUCCUGAUGGGUCUUUUGAAACUCACCACACUGUGAGGGACAGUCAAGGUAAUGAAGAGACCACGAUUAGGCGGAAAGUGGACGAUAAAGAAUACACGAUAACGAAACGUAGAGAUAAGGACGGCAAAGAAGAGACUAUUGAGAAUCUAGUGAAUUUAGAUGAGAAAGAAGUAGACAAGUUUUUCCCUAAACAGGACAUGCCUCAGUUGCACCAGCAGCCCUGGCCGUUUUUCGACCGUUUCUUCAAGUAAUCAUGUUGUAUGUAAUGUGUAAAUAAAGAAAGCUUUUCCUAUU
This is a messenger RNA of Zophobas morio, 927 nucleotides long. RefSeq lists its product as uncharacterized. Gene Ontology annotation, cellular component: actin cytoskeleton; apical plasma membrane; sarcoplasmic reticulum. The coding region runs from base 102 to 884 and encodes 260 amino acids. The transcript has 5 exons. Gene Ontology annotation, biological process: negative regulation of apoptotic process; regulation of actin filament polymerization. NCBI's taxonomy places the organism in Eukaryota, Metazoa, Arthropoda, Insecta, Coleoptera, Tenebrionidae. The record is from RefSeq and is a predicted model, not a curated record.